CGCCGCCAUUGUGCGGCGCUGGUCCGGUCGGAGGGUGCUCGCUGCGGCCAGUGCCUUGGCCUCUCCGGGUCGCUUCUCGCCGUCGGGUUCCAGGAGCCCGGCGGGUCCGGGCUUCCCGUCCGUGCCGGUGCGGGCGCCGGCAUGUGGCUGUGGGAGGACCAGGGGGGCCUCCUGGGCCCCUUCUCCUUCCUGCUGCUGCUGGUGACGCGCAGCCCCUUCAAUGCCUGCCUCCUCACCGGCAGCCUCUUCGUCCUGCUGCGCUUCUUCAGCUUUGAGCAGGUGCCGUCCGACAGGGCCCUGCAGGUGCUCAAGCCCCGGGACCGCAUCUCCGCCAUCGCCCACCGCGGCGGCAGCCACGACGCGCCCGAGAACACGCUGGCGGCCAUUCGGCAGGCAGCUAAGAAUGGAGCGACAGGUGUGGAGCUGGACAUUGAGUUCACCUCCGAUGGGAUUCCUGUCCUGAUGCACGACAACACUGUGGAUCGGACGACAGAUGGGACUGGCCGAUUGUGUGAUUUGACGUUUGAACAAAUUAGGAAACUUAACCCUGCAGCCAACCAUAGACUUAGGAAUGAUUUCCCUAAUGAAAAGAUCCCUACCUUGAGGGAAGCCGUGGCUGAGUGCCUGCACUACAACCUCACAAUCUUCUUUGAUGUCAAAGGCCAUGCAAGUAUGGCCACUGAUGCUCUAAAGAAAAUAUAUAUGGAAUAUCCACAGCUGUAUAAUAAUAGUAUGGUCUCCUCAUUCUUGCCAGAAGUUAUCUAUAAGAUGAGACAAACGGAUCAGAAUGUAAUAACAGCUUUAACUCACAGACCUUGGAGCCUGAGCCACACAGAGGAUGGGAAACCACGCUACAGUGGUGUCUUUAAGCAGUUCCUGUUUGUAGUAAUGGACAUUUUGCUCGAUUGGAGCAUGCAUAACAUCCUGUGGUACCUGUGUGGGAUUUCUGCUUUCCUCAUGCAGAAGGAUUUUGUAUCUCCGGACUAUUUGAGGAAGUGGUCAGCUAAAGGAAUCCAGGUCGUUGGUUGGACUGUCAAUACCUUUGAUGAAAAAAAUUACUACGAAUCCCACCUUGGUUCCAGCUACAUCACCGAUAGCAUGUUGGAAGACUGUCCCCCGCAGGUCUAGACUUUUAUCCUGGGGAAACACAGGUUCAGAAACUGCCUGUCGGCCUCAUGCAGGGAGAUCCAAAUACCCUUUGUGCUAGCCCAAGCCCUGGGGGAUCAGGUGGCCAAGCAACAGGGCAAGCAAUAGUGGGUGAUUACAUAUUUACCUGAACAAAUUAAACCCUGGUGUUGCCAUGCUCCAUGGAAUACCCAAGUUCAACACUGUCGCUCUUGAAAAUCUGGAUCUGAAAAAAGGCACAGCAGCCCCGCCCCGACCCAGCUGAGGCCCACACCCAGACCCAGUCAGGAUAAGCACAAGACGAGUUGUGCGGUCGGGAUUCAGACGUAGUGCAUGGGACUUGCAUGAUCACUUGGAGUUGACAUUUUAAAACUUGCCACAUCUAAGUAAUUGACUUACUUGAAAUAUUUGUAUUCAGCUCUGUUAACAGUGUGCUCUAGAUGUCAAACUUGUGACCAUACUAAUAAAGUCAUUAAAAGGAGCACAAGAGGAAAACUGUGUAGCCAGCAUCACGUUCUGAGGCCCUGAGGAACUUGGGGAAGCCGCUCAGGUGAGGCUUCAGUGUGCAGCAGCCACAGGGAGAGAAGCCUUGGAAGCAACGGGAGGAAUCUGACAGCGUCUUGAAUGAGAGCUGCAAACCACCAGGGGGCAGAGGUGCGCUGUGGAGGUGCAGGAGGCAGCUCCCAGGAACCUCUAGGCUUAUCCGUAUUGUACAAAUGAAAAUACCAAAAUUUGUGCACAAGGAGGGCAGCCUCAGAACCUCACAGCUGGUGAUGUAGCCAAGAUCCAUCCCCUGAUACCCGAAAUUUCUUGUUUAUUAUAGGCCAGGAACAGUGCCAGGGUUUUAACAUGCCUGACAUUGAACCCUCACAAAGAUUAUAGAAGUGUUAUUAUUCUCGUUUUACUGAUGAGGAAACUGAGGCACUUUCCCAAGGUCUCCGGGUCCACAGUUCAGUUGGGGAUUCAAAUCCAGGGAGGUCUGACUCCAGGUCACAGCUCUUUCCCACAAGAAUAUCCAGGGAUGUGAAUAAACAAUGAAGACAUUAAUAAGUACUGCUAAACACUUCCUUGGCAGGCUUAAUACAGAGUUAAAAAAUAAUAGAAUUUAUGAUCAGAGAAAGCCAAGUCUGAUAUGGGCCAGGUUAAUUCAUCUGUAACAUAGGGGGGUAGUAUGUAGAGUACCUCCUCAUGAUUAAAUGAGUGCAUGUAAAUGCUUGAUAAUAACCACUGACUGCCUACCAUG
Molecule: messenger RNA, 2368 nt
Organism: Ictidomys tridecemlineatus (thirteen-lined ground squirrel)
Lineage: Eukaryota; Metazoa; Chordata; Mammalia; Rodentia; Sciuridae
Gene: Gde1
Product: glycerophosphodiester phosphodiesterase 1
Biological process (GO): phospholipid metabolic process; ethanolamine metabolic process; N-acylethanolamine metabolic process
Cellular component (GO): plasma membrane
Molecular function (GO): glycerophosphodiester phosphodiesterase activity
Source: RefSeq, a predicted model, not a curated record